Molecule: messenger RNA, 524 nt
Organism: Oncorhynchus gorbuscha (pink salmon)
Lineage: Eukaryota; Metazoa; Chordata; Actinopteri; Salmoniformes; Salmonidae
Product: 28S ribosomal protein S16, mitochondrial-like
Exons: 2
Coding region: 56-394 (112 amino acids)
Biological process (GO): mitochondrial translation
Cellular component (GO): mitochondrial small ribosomal subunit; ribosome
Molecular function (GO): structural constituent of ribosome
Source: RefSeq, a predicted model, not a curated record
AGCAUCCUUCCUACUGAAGACGUACCACGGAGGACACAUUGUCAUCAGGUUGGCAAUGGCUGGCCACAAACAGUCUAACAGACCUUUCUACCGCAUUGUGGCAGCUUACAACAAGCGAUCACGAGACAGGAAAUACAUAGAACAGCUGGGCUCUUAUGACCCCCUGCCAAACAUCUACAAUGAGAAACUGGUCAGCAUCAACUCUGACAGGAUCAAGUACUGGAUGGGCUGCUGUGCACAUCCAACGAAGCCUGUGGCCAAACUUCUAGGACUGGCUGGGUUCUUCCCCCUGCAUCCCAUGACGGUGACAGAAACAGAGCGUCACAGGGCCCUGGCAGAGCUAGCAGAGGAAGCAGCUCCAGAGGAUGGAGUUAAGCAGCAGCAACUUGGAUAGCUGGAGCAUGAGGGACUGUCAAGCAUAGCAGGGUGUGGUUACUGUACACGAAGGACAGCUAGAAAUGACAUUCUCCUCCCAAAAAGGUUAACUGUUUCCAGUGAAAGCCUUUGAACUAUGAAUAUUCUUA